Acaulospora morrowiae is the source of this 2424-nucleotide messenger RNA. The record is from the annotation of a GenBank genome assembly. NCBI's taxonomy places the organism in Eukaryota, Fungi, Glomeromycota, Glomeromycetes, Diversisporales, Acaulosporaceae.
AUGCUAUCAGCUUACCAAGCAGCCAACCCUUACUCCCAGUACGAUGUUGACCAAUACGAAAAACAAUCUGUUUCUUCAAGUUCUUCCUCAUCGGUAUCCUUUAGCAAUUUAGCGGUAUCCGAAAAAUUAUCCAACACCAACCGUCAAAUGGACCAAGAAGAAAAACAGAAGACCCGAGAGAAACCCUCGAAGCGCAAAAGCUUCCGCCGAAUGUUCGGUCAAAAUGAGAAAGAAGAAAAAGAGGAGAAAAAAGUCAAAGAGAAAAAGACUAUCUCCUUGCCUCUAUUCUCAAAAGGUAAAACCGGGAAAAAUGAAAAGAAUGAAAAGCACGAAAGAAACGAGAACGAAAGGUUACGCCCUACUCCUAAUCAUUCUAACAGCGGUGAAAAACGCAAAAACCGUCUCAGCUACAUCUUCUUUUCGGAUGAAGAUGGCAAGAAGGACGAUUUAACGCCCAAGGACGAUGUGCCACAAAAGAAGAGAAGCAAUAGCAAUAGUUCCUCCUUCACUCCUUCUGAAAAUGAGGAUGGACUAGAAAAGUCCAAGAACAAAUCAAAUACAAAUCGGCUCAGUAAAUUUUUUAGUUCGGAAGAAGACCGCAAGAGAAAUCUUAAUACCAAUCACAAUAAUCUCUCGGACCUAUUCAUUGCUGGAAAUGAAACUCCAAUUAAAAGUCACAAUCGUUCCAGAUUGAUCAAUAACAAAAAUUUGACCGAAUUACCCACGAAUACACCAAGGCCCAUCUCUCUAGUGUCUUCCAACACCAUGGAUUCAGAUAAUGUUGACGACACAUACUCGAAAGAGAAUGAACGUUAUCAAGUCGACAAUAAUUCAAUCAGUAACGAUUUCUCGAAUUAUAGUGAAGAUACAGUAUUUCCCGAUGACCGUGAACAUGAAAACAAUGAAAAAACCCAGGUCAUCAUUACUUCUUCGGUUAUUCAUGACGACGUAGGUCACCGGGACGGAAUCGAAGUUACAAAAGAAAACCAUCAAGACUACACCGAGCCGAUUGACGAAGGAAUAGAUCAUCGGGAUGGCCCUGAAAUUGUUAUUGUCGAUGAAAAUAAUCAGAAUUAUUCCGAGAUUACCAGUGAAGACAAAAUUAAUAAUGUAUUUGCGGGUGACGAUCGGAAUCACCAAGAUGAUGAGAUUCCUAUCGAAGACACUAAUCACGAAAAUGACCAGGAUUAUUCUGUUAUUGCCGAUGAAAACAAAAACAACGAGUUCGCGAGCAAUGAUCAAAAUCACCGAGAUGGUGAGAUUACUUGUAGGGAUAUUAAUCAUCAAGGUGACAUCGAAAACGAUCAAAAUGAUGCCAAGACCACCGCAAAUCGUCACAUUGAGACCGAGAUUAAUGUUGACAAUUCGAAGAUUAUCGAAGACAAUGUGCGCCAAGGUCAUACCGAAGUUCCAACUGUAGAUGUAGUUCAUCGAGAUUAUGCCGAUCACGUUGGUACCAAGGUUACUGGCGAUAAUGUAAAAUCCAUUAAUGAAGAUGAGAACAAUCAAAAUCCCACUCAUGUAAUCCCAGAUGAUAAUAUUGACACUAAUAAUCAUGAUGAGAACGAACAUUCAACGCUUUCGACUCCUGCAUCUUCUAUUCUCUCGGAUACCCAGUCUGUGGCCAUUAACCCCGAAUUCAAUAGAAAAAGAGAUUAUCGAGACGAAGUGGAAGAACGUGAUGUUCGUGUUAUAGAGAAAAAUAGGUUCUAUGAGGUGAAAAAGAUUGUAGAGAAAUAUCAAGUCCCAAAGAUUAUUGAAAAACAUGUGAUAGUCACCAAAGAAGAUCCGCAAGCUCGCCAGAAGAUCGAACAACUCCAGGUUACAAAUGAAAAUCUUGUCACGGUCAAUACACAGCUUGAAUCAAAAAUUAAGGAGCAAUCGCAACAAAUAGAAAAAUUUUCUUCUCUAGAGUCAGUUAUGGUACGUCAGACACAGCUCGUUGAAAAAAUGGAAGAGACCAUAAAACGACUGGAAACUCAGGUCCAAGAUCAAAAAGAAGAAUUAGGCAUUAAGAUCUCCGAACACAUGGAAGAUACCGUACGUCAUCUAGAGAGCAAGUUAAAUGAGAAAAGCAAAGAAUUAGAUAAUUUGAGAAUGGUGAUGAUGGAUCAGUUGUGCACAAACUCAAACACCACCUUUAUAUUUAAGCCCAGUACAGGGACCAUAGAUAUCAAUGGAUUGUUGCCAGCUUCCGAAAAUCCGUCGACGGAUACGACUGCCGUGACGGCUAUGGCAAUGACAAUGACAACGAGGCAAGAACCUCAGGAGAUGUAUUCGAGGAACACCCUUGUAAAUACAUUGGUGGUUAAACCAUUAGUCAACACACUUGUGGUAUCGGCCAGCAUUGCUACGUCGGUCUUGUAUGCCGUCUACAUACGACCUGUCAUCGGUCUCGUCAAAGUAGUAAGAUCUGGAGUGUGA